UAAUUACUUGGUUUUGUAUACAGAAUACCCCUUCUCGGCUGCAAUUGAUAUGCCCGAUAUUCAAGCAGUUUCACAUAUACAAGAAAUAGCUGUGCGGGAUCUAAUAAUACGUACAAUUGGUGAGGAUAUUUCGAAAAGUUUCACAGUUAAUAUCGAUAAAACAAUGGCCUCUCGAAGUUUUGAGAUUACAAAACCUUCGCCUUCCAUAAUUAGGAUAGUUGGGUCGGACGGUGUUUCAGUGGCGAAAGGUUUUCAUCAUUACCUCAAGUAUUAUUUACAAAAAUAUGUAGAUUGGACCCACACCCAUGUUGAGUUGUCGCUACCUCUGCAGCUGCCCAAUGUAACAAUCUUCUCCAAAUCUGCAAGUGAUUUUAUUUAUUACCAAAACGUUUGCACCUGGAGCUACAGUUUUGCGUGGUGGACUUUUUCUAAUUGGCGGCGACACAUAGACUGGAUGGCAAUGAUGGGUGUGACUUUGACUAUAGCACCCAUUCAGGAGCAAAUAUGGUACGAAAUCUAUGUUAAAAUGGGUCUCACAAAAGAUGAAAUAGACGAACAUUUUGGAGGUGCAGCUUUUCAAGCGUGGCAGCGCAUGGGAAAUAUUCGUGGUUGGGGAGGACCGAUAUCACCAUCAUAUCGACGCAUGCAAAAGCUACUGCAGAAACGCAUUCUAAAAGCAGAACGUGACCUUGGUAUGCGAGUGGCAUUGCCUGCUUUCGCCGGACAUGUGCCAGUUGCCAUGAAAAACUUAUUUCCCAACACAACAUUUACGGCCGUGGAACGUUGGAAUCGUUUUCCCGAUAAAUAUUGUUGCGCUCUCUUUCUCGAUCCACACGAGCCGCUUUUUCGCGAAAUCGCUACAGAAUUUCUCAAUCUGACCAUUAAAACUUACGGCAGUGACAAUAUUUACUUCUGUGAUCCGUUCAAUGAAAAUAAACCAAGGCUAGCGAGUUCUGAAUAUAUGAACGCUACUGCCUUCCAUAUUCACGAGUCAAUGCGUUUAGUAGAUGAGAGUGCCGUCUGGCUGCUGCAAGGAUGGAUGUUCGUUAAGAACAUCUUCUGGACCGAUGAAUUGAUCAAAGCGUUUCUGUUGGCAGUUCCACGUGGCAAAUUGUUAGUAUUAGACCUUCAAAGUGAGCAGUUUCCACAAUACGAACGCACAUAUUCGUUUCACGGCCAACCAUUUAUUUGGUGUAUGCUUCACAACUUUGGGGGGACUCUCGGAAUGCAUGGAUCUGUGGAUAUUGUGAAUACGAGAGUUCGUUUAGCUCGAAACAUGGCAAAUAGCUCCAUGAUUGGUGUCGGAAUCACGCCGGAGGGCAUUAAUCAAAACUACGCUAUGUACUCGCUGGCCUUGGAACGCGGUUGGUUGCAAGAGGACAUCGAUUUGGAUUUGUGGUUUGAAAGUUUUGCUGAUGUGCGUUAUGGUGUACUCGACCCCCGAUUACAUAACGUUUGGCAGCUACUUCGCCAUUCCGUAUAUUCUUAUAGAGGAUUAUUGAAAAUUCGGGGUAAGUAUUCUAUAGCCCGAAGGCCGUCGACAAAUCUCAAUCCAUGGAUGUGGUAUAACACUUCAAGUGUUCAUAAAGCACUGGACCAGCUGCUUACGGUGAGAGCGAAUGCUAACAUUCCUCAAUAUAAUAUGCCGUUCUUCUCACAUGAUCUAGUAGAUUUAACACGGCAAUUUUUGCAAAUAACCUUCGAUCACUUGUACGUGAACUUAAUGUCCUCUUACAGGAAUAAGCAAAUUGAUAGAUUCAAUCAUGUAGCUGAUAAAUUGUUGGAAGUCUUGAACGAUCACGAAACUAUAUUGGCCACCAAUAUGGAUUUUUCACUUGGUCGAUGGCUAGAAGCUGCUAAAAAUUUGGGGCGUAAACCAGUGGAAAAACAGCUUUAUGAAAUGAACGCACGUAACCAGAUCACUGGCUGGGGUCCUAAUGGCCAAAUUCUUGACUAUGCAACUAAACAGUGGUCUGGCGUUGUUAGAGAUUAUUAUCUUCCGCGAUGGACUUUAUUCUUAGAGAUGCUACGGAAAAGCUUGAAACAAAGUGAAAAGUUCAAUGAGGAUGCUUUCAAACGGGUCGUUAGUCAGGAAAUCGAAAAUCCAUUCAGUAUCAGCUUUAAAGAAUAUCCUUCGCAGCCGGUUGGCGAUACUUUUACUGUCGCGCAGCAAAUUUUCCGCAAGUGGACUAUAUAUAUCAACGACUUAACUUUCCUCACUCAUUGUAGUAAUCCCGUAAGGAUUAUUUAGUCAAAUAAUUUUGUACGAAUAGAAAAUAAAACGACGAUGCUAACCAAUGUGUUCUCAAAAAAAUACGAUAUAGUUAGAUACUAACCCUUCCGUCCUGAAUAUAACCUUAUAAAUAAA
Rhagoletis zephyria (snowberry fruit fly) is the source of this 2368-nucleotide messenger RNA. It is a transcript of the gene Naglu, whose product is annotated as N-acetyl-alpha-glucosaminidase. NCBI's taxonomy places the organism in Eukaryota, Metazoa, Arthropoda, Insecta, Diptera, Tephritidae. The record is from RefSeq and is a predicted model, not a curated record.